This is a messenger RNA of Hippocampus zosterae (dwarf seahorse), 2994 nucleotides long. RefSeq names its product archain 1b (gene arcn1b). Gene Ontology annotation, cellular component: COPI vesicle coat; cytosol. Lineage: Eukaryota; Metazoa; Chordata; Actinopteri; Syngnathiformes; Syngnathidae. Bases 118 to 1650 code for a protein of 510 amino acids. The transcript is spliced from 11 exons. The record is from RefSeq and is a predicted model, not a curated record. Gene Ontology annotation, biological process: Golgi localization; endoplasmic reticulum to Golgi vesicle-mediated transport; retrograde vesicle-mediated transport, Golgi to endoplasmic reticulum.
GGCAAGCUAACAAGCGAGCUGUACUCUCUUACCUUGUCUAUUCGGAGUAAUUAAAAUAACUCAAGCAAAAACAACAAAGAAGGUGAAGGCCGACAUUCUAUAGAAAGAGAAACAAAAAUGGUGCUGUUGGCAGCGGCGGUGUGCACCAAGGCUGGCAAGGCCAUUGUGUCGCGGCAGUUUGUUGAAAUGACACGGACACGAAUUGAAGGCCUCCUUGCUGCAUUUCCAAAACUGAUGAACACAGGGAAGCAACAUACCUUUGUGGAAACGGACAGCGUCCGUUAUGUGUACCAGCCGCUGGAGAAGCUCUACAUGGUCCUCAUCACCACCAAGAACAGCAACAUCCUCGAGGACCUUGAAACACUCAGACUCUUCUCUCGUGUGAUUCCAGAAUAUUGCCGUGUGCUGGAGGAGAGCGAAAUAUCAGAGCACUGUUUUGACCUGAUCUUUGCCUUUGAUGAGAUUGUGGCUCUCGGCUACAGAGAGAAUGUCAACCUAGCUCAAAUCCGCACUUUCACAGAGAUGGACUCCCAUGAGGAAAAGGUUUUCCGUGCUGUCAGAGAGACCCAGGAAAGAGAAGCCAAGGCUGAGAUGAGAAGAAAGGCUAAGGAGCUGCAGCAGGCGAGGAGGGAUGCCGAGCGUUCUGGGAAGAAGGGACCCGCUUUUGGUGGCUUUGGCAGUGGUGGCAUGACCAGCAUCUCCUCAGGAUCGAUCAUCACAGAAUCCAUCGUCGAGCCUGAAAAGCCCAAGAUCACACCAGCUCCAGUCAGACCAAGUGGACCAAGUAAGGCGCUGAAGCUGGGGGCGAAGGGGAAAGAGGUGGACAACUUUGUUGACAAGUUGAAGUCAGAGGGCGAAACUAUCAUGCCAUCCUCUGGGAAGAGAGGCUCAGAUGUUUCUAAAGCUCUUCCACCACCAGUGAAUGUCGAGAGUGUACAUCUUCGUGUUGAAGAGAAGAUCUCGCUCACUUGCGGUCGUGACGGCGGGCUGCAGAACAUGGAGGUGCUGGGCAUGGUGACGCUCCGAGUCACAGACGACAAGAACGGACGCAUCCGCCUAGUUCUCAUCAACAAUGACAGCAAAGGAUUACAGCUGCAAACACAUCCCAAUGUGGAUAAGAAGUUGUUCACAUCGGAUGCAGUGAUUGGCCUGAAGAACCCCGAGAAGUCCUUUCCUCUCAACAACGACGUUGGCGUGUUGAAAUGGAGACUACAGACAACCGACGAGUCACUCAUACCUUUAACCAUAAACUGCUGGCCUUCGGAGAGUGGCAACAACUGUGACGUCAACAUUGAAUAUGAGCUGCAGGAGGAGAGCCUGGAACUCAAUGACGUGGUCAUUACCAUACCAGUGCCGUCUGGCGUCGGAGCUCCUGUGAUCGGAGAUCUGGACGGAGAGUACAAACACGACAGCAGGCGAAACGUCCUGGAGUGGUGCCUACCCGUCAUUGAUGCCAACAACAAGACUGGCAGCCUGGAGUUCAGCAUUAGUGGACAGCCCAAUGACUUCUUCCCCGUUAAUGUGUCCUUUGUAUCCAAACGCAACUACUGCGACAUCCAGGUUGCCAAAGUGACGUACGUGGAUGGAGACAGCGCCGUUAGAUUCUCGUCAGAGACCUCCUUUGUUGUCGACAAAUAUGAAAUCCUGUAAGAAUAUUCUAAGAAAAGUGGGGGGCAAAAAAAAAGAAAAGAAAAAAAGGCCCAUGAAAAAUAGUCCAAAUCUGCUCCACCAGACCGAUUUACAAUUCCUUUGCUGCCCACCCUGUAUAAUACUACACAGACUGUGUACAUUAACAGGAUUCCAUCAUCCCUCUGGCAAAUAGUGCUCCAAGUUCUGGGCAGAGCUGCAGUGGUGUAUUUAUGUAGACGGAAGAGUGAGAGGAUCAUCUGUAGCGUUCAAAAUUGAGAUUUCGUAACUACAGCGACACUGUCGUUGACCUGAACGGAGGCCGAGGAUGAUUGCGGGGCAGGUCACUGGUCACAUCACGCUCAGUCUUGUCAGUACAGCCCUGCGACGAGCACUUGGGGGAAUGUGACAACAGGAGGCAGUGGAAUCAGCCUUCACUUGAAUUGGCCCAAGUACUUCCAUGCAUCCUCCACAACCACCCUUCAUCCCUCUGCGUGUUGCAUUGCAAUAAUUCAAAAUGGCUGAUUGGGGUUCUUACUUUCUUUUUCAGAUGUUAAGGUCCUGAACCGCAGAGUUCUAGUUCUUUGGUAUGAUAAGCAAUCAAAUUUGUUGUUCUCUCCGAUAUCUCACUUUUUUUCCCCUUGGGAGGAUAUUUUCCUAGAAAGGUUACAUAUUGGCCCUUGGCUCCAAAGGCAAAUGCUCAAAAUAUAUUAUGUUCUAUCUGCAAUCGUUUUCAUUCAUCUUAUUGCAAUGUGUCCUUAUUUCUAACGGUGUAUCUGUUAGUUUUUGCUGUAUAAUUUGUCGACCUUUUCCACCACAUGGCAUUGAAGUUUGAAAUGGAAGAGCAGAGCCCUAUCCACCAGUGAAUAUAUUUGAUUAUUGCAACUGAUAUUUUUAUAAGACCCUUACAGCCUCUCUUCACACAAAAUUUAACUCUGUUUCAGUUGUGGCAGUUGGAUAGUAGUGACAUGUACAUUCGAGAUGGGCCACACACAACAUAGCUUGAAAUGCAGCACCACCCCCACCACUCAUCACCCCACACCCCAAAAACAAAUAAAGUACAGAGCAUUUUGAAAUUGGGCCCUCCACAUCCCAAAGACAAAAACCUUGUGCCCACACCCGUGUUCAUAUUUUUUUUGUCCUUUUUUGAAUAUCUUAAGAUUAUUCAGAAUGAGAAUGUCUUUCUUGGUUUGUUUUCCACUUGGACUCCCCAUAUUUCAAUUGACGGUUGUGUCGAUGUGUUGAAUUUAGAAAUUAGUAAAUCAAGCCUUUUUAAAGUACAUUUCUGAAGGGGAAUCGGAACAUUCCAUUGUACAAUUAGGGGGAAAACAGAAUCUUUAAUGUAAUAAAAUGUAUUCUUGAAAAGUA